Culicoides brevitarsis is the source of this 2067-nucleotide messenger RNA. RefSeq lists its product as uncharacterized. Gene Ontology annotation, biological process: lipid catabolic process. Gene Ontology annotation, molecular function: lipase activity. The transcript is spliced from 7 exons. The record is from RefSeq and is a predicted model, not a curated record. Lineage: Eukaryota; Metazoa; Arthropoda; Insecta; Diptera; Ceratopogonidae. The coding region runs from base 1 to 2067 and encodes 688 amino acids.
AUGCAUUAUUUGACAGUUAUUUUAGUAUUAUUCAGUGUUGUGGCUCAUAAAGUUUUAACUCAAAAAACCAACGAAGACUUGGAAACACUGAAGCAACUGGAUCCCGAAUACGGCGAAACUUGGAUGUUCUUUCCCGAUGGAGAGGGAAACCCGCAAAUUGCUUAUCUGAAGUAUCCCAAUACGACCAGUAGUGAUAAGGGAAAGUACAUGGGCAGAGAUGGAAUGGGCAUGAAAUCUGAUGCGGAAGGUGGAAAUGGAGAAAUUUAUUAUUUUCUUUACCGAAAAAAUUUCGUGAAUAAACCAAAAAUGUUCAAGAUGAAUGAUGGUUCAUACAAAAGUGUCUUAGCUGAUGAUAAGAAUUACGAUCCUUCAAAAGACACAAAAAUCGUCAUUCAUGGCUGGAAAAACACUUAUAAGAGCAACGUGGGUCAAAUGGUAAAAAAUUCGUAUCUUGCGAAAAGUGAUUAUAACGUAAUUGUGGUCGAUUGGUCCAGCAUGGCAGAAGACAAUUUUUACGUUGGUUCGGCGCAAUCCACGCGCAAAGUUGGCUUCACAACUGCUAAUUUAGUGGAUUAUUUGGUGACAGAACGCAGUACGAAACUCGACAACGUUCACAUUAUCGGUCAUAGUUUGGGAGCACAAACUGCUGGAUUCACGGGAAUGAAUGUCAAAUCGGGAAAAGUUGGAAGAAUAACAGGAUUGGAUCCCGCAAAGCCCUUAUUCACGGAUAAAGAUCCAAAUACGCGACUUGAUUCGACAGAUGCGAAAUAUGUGGAUGUUGUGCAUUCGUGCGCGGGCGUUUUGGGCUCCGAAGAUUCGCUUGGCACGGCGGAUUUUUGGCCAAAUGGCGGAUCGAUGAGUCAACCGGGAUGCUUGAUGGACUUUUCAGGUGCUUGUAGUCAUGGGCGAUCGUAUGAAUUUUUCGCGGAAUCGAUUAAUCCGAAAAAAGCGCCUUUUCAGGCGUAUCCAUGUUCAGAUUUUACGGAGUUUCGGAAGGGACGAUGCUUGUCGAAUCCAGUUACGAUGGGAGAUAAUGUUCCAAAAACGGCAAAGGGGAAUUAUUAUUUGAUGACGAGAGAUCAAAAAAAUUACAAUUUUCUGCAAACGGAUCCCAAUUAUGGCGUAACAUGGACUUAUUUUCCUGAUGGAGACGGCAAUAUGCAAGUAGCGUACUUGGUAUAUCCAAAUAACAACGAAGAGAUGCACACAAAAGCUUUUUGGGGAAACAAAGAGAUUCUUUAUUAUCUCUACACACAAAAAACCAUAAAUAAUCCGAAAGUUUUCAACAUGAAAGACGAUUCUCAUAAAAAUAUUUUGGAGAAUAAUGAAAAUUUCGAUCCCGCGAAAGACACAAAAAUUGUAAUUCAUGGUUGGAGAAACAAUUAUACGAGUCCCGUGGGUCAAAUGAUCAAAAAUGCUUACCUUGAGUUCUUUGAUUAUAACGUUAUUGUUGUCGAUUGGUCCAGCAUGUCAUUCGACCCCCUUUACGUUAGCUCGGCAUACGCAACUCGCAAAGUUGGUAACGACACGGCUCUUUUAGUGGAUUAUUUGGUCACCGAACGUCAAAUGGACUUCAAUAAAAUUCAUAUCAUCGGUCAUAGUUUAGGUGCCCAAACCGCUGGUUUCGCUGGAAUGAACACAAAAUCCGGUAAAGUUGGCCGAAUAACUGGCUUAGAUCCCGCAAAACCGUUAUUUAUGAAUCCCGAUCCCGAUACGCAUUUGGAUCCAACCGACGGGCAAUUCGUGGAUGUAAUUCAUUCGAGUGCGGGACUCGCAGGAUCUGACAUGGUACUUGGCACAGCGGAUUUUUGGCCCAAUGGCGGCACAGAUAUUCAACCUGGAUGCAAUAAUAUUGGGUCGUGUAGUCAUGAAAGGUCUUAUAUUUACUACGCAGAGUCGAUAAAUCCACAAUUGAAACCAUUUGUUGCUUAUCCGUGUUCGAAUUAUUUUGAAUUUUUGCGAGGAAAAUGUACCGAAAAUCCAACUUUUAUGGGAAAUCCGACGCCAACAACCGCAAAAGGGAAUUAUUACCUUCGAACGAACUCGAAAAGUCCUUACGCGAUGUAA